Colletotrichum acutatum is the source of this 318-nucleotide messenger RNA. RefSeq lists its product as uncharacterized. The record is from RefSeq and is a predicted model, not a curated record. Lineage: Eukaryota; Fungi; Ascomycota; Sordariomycetes; Glomerellales; Glomerellaceae. The transcript has a single exon. Bases 112 to 276 code for a protein of 54 amino acids.
GGUACCGAACAAAAAAGGAAACAAAACAAACAACGGGUAGAUCGGUUCAGGCGGUUGAUCCCUUCGUACGGUCAGCUGUGUAAGCAAAUAGAGCACCGGAUAGGCUAGAAAAUGCUUUCCAUCCGUCAUGGGAACUUUUGUAGAAUACAAGUCGGCAGUAGAAAAAGUCUCGAAGGGGGGAUAGGCCAAGGUCGAGGGUCCGGAGUUAAUACGUCAAAUCCGCAAGGAGAAAGGACUGCGGUAGUCAAUUUUGUUCCUCUACGUAAGCUCUGGUGACGACGCCGAAGAGGAGUCAACGAACGAAGGAGACUGCAGUGA